ACGGAUACGCCGGAAAAUAGCAAAGGGAGGUCACAACCCGGUCACACAACUUGUCCACCUCGUCAAGGUUCCGUCCAACAAGAAAAGUGACAAGUGGACGAUGGAUUUCCUCCUCAGCGGUGGUGCAGCCUGCGGUGCGUGUGUGUUCACCAAUCCGCUUGAGGUGGUGAAAACACGCAUGCAACUACAAGGAGAACUCAGAAGCCGGGGGUCGUACCAAGUGCAUUAUCGGAACGUAUUUCAUGCCUUUUACACGAUCGGCAAAGUGGAAGGACUCGCUGGGCUGCAGAGGGGACUCGCACCGGGACUCGUGUAUCAGUUCGUGAUGAAUGGUAUCAGACUGGGCUCCUACUCCCUCAUUGAGUCCAGCGGGUAUAUUUACACGGAUGGGAGGGUCAGCACAUUUAAGACCACGUUAGCAGGAGCAGCAGCCGGUGUGGCAGGAGGUGUCACGGGAAGCCCUUUAUACUUGGUGAAGACCCAUCUUCAGUCCCAGGCGACCUCCUCCAUCGCGGUUGGUCAUCAGUACCAGCACCGGGGCAUGGUACACGCCAUCGCAGCCAUCUGCAGGGAGCACGGCUUCAUGGGGCUGUGGAGGGGGUCCUUCGCCGCGGUUCCGAGGACCAGCGUGGGCUCCGCUGCCCAGCUCUCCUCCUUCUCUGCCAUCAAGGAGCUGGUGGUCGAUCUCAAGGUAUUCUCCAAAGACAGUUUGAUGGUGUCGCUGAGUGCCGGUAUGGUGGCCAGCGUGGUGGUGGUGUUAGCCAUGACGCCCUUCGACGUGGUUAGCACACGCCUUUACAACCAGCCGGUGGACCACUUAGGCAAGGGCCAGCUCUACCGAGGAUACGUGGACUGCUUCUCAAAGACAAUGAGGAAGGAGGGCUUGACCGGACUCUACAAAGGCCUGGGGGCGUCCUAUUUCAGGCUUGGACCACAUACUGUCCUCAGUCUGUUCUUCUGGGAGGAACUCCGCAAACUCUACCAGAAUCACUCAUCGCCAGGGAGGGGGCAAGCCAGGGAGAUUGAUACUAGUAGAUAGAUAAAGUGACUGGAAAGCCUGCGUUGUUCAUGGGAGGAUCAAUCAUGAUGAAUGUCUCAAGGAA
Messenger RNA from Gadus morhua (Atlantic cod), 1103 nucleotides. It is a transcript of the gene slc25a35, whose product is annotated as solute carrier family 25 member 35. The coding region runs from base 101 to 1039 and encodes 312 amino acids. The transcript is spliced from 5 exons. The record is from RefSeq and is a predicted model, not a curated record. NCBI's taxonomy places the organism in Eukaryota, Metazoa, Chordata, Actinopteri, Gadiformes, Gadidae.